GGCGGCCUGACCCCGGUCCCGUCCGGUGAGCGACGGCCCCCGCGGCGGUGGCGACGGCGGUAUGGCCGUGCCCUGGGCUCUGCCCGCGCCCCUCAGCCCGGCGCAGCUGAAGCGCCUGGAGCAGCACCGCUACAGCGCGGCUGGGCGCUCGCUGCUGGAGCCGUGGCUGCAGCCCUACUGGGCCUGGCUGGUGGAGCAGGUCCCGCUGGGGCUGGCCCCCAACGCCAUCACCCUGGGCGGCCUCCUGCUGAACUGCCUGACGGCGCUGCCGCUCAUCGCCUACUGCCCCAGCGCCACCGAGCAGGCACCUUUUUGGGCAUACAUCCUGGGUGCAUUAGGACUUUUUAUCUACCAGUCUCUGGAUGCCAUUGAUGGGAAGCAAGCCAGAAGAACAAACAGUAGUUCUCCUCUAGGAGAACUCUUUGAUCAUGGUUGCGACUCUAUUUCCACAGUUUUUGUUGUCCUUGGAUCCUGCAUAGCAAUCCGACUAGGAACAAAUCCUGACUGGUUGUUUUUCUGUUGUUUUGUGGGACUGUUCAUGUUCUAUUCUGCUCACUGGCAGACAUAUGUAUCAGGCAUACUAAGGUUUGGAAAAGUUGAUGUCACUGAAGUUCAGAUAGCCAUAGCAAUGCUGCUCUUGAUAUCUGCAUAUGGUGGCACAGCAAUAUGGGACUAUAAGGUCCCUUUGGUGGGCUUAGAACUGAAGUUCUUUGCAGUUUUUGGCAUACUGUGUGGAACGGCACUUUCUUUUUUCAAUUACUUCCGUGUCAUCUUUGGUGGCGGGGUUGGAAAGAAUGGAUCUACGAUAGCAGGAACAAGCGUUCUCUCUCCAGGCCUGCACAUUGGGCUACUUAUCACACUGGCCAUCAUGAUCUAUAAAAAGUCUACAACACAGCUGUUUGAAAAACAUUCUUGCCUGUACGUCUUGACAUUCGGAUUGGUGAAUGCUAAAAUCUCACAGAAGUUGGUGGUGGCUCACAUGACAAAAAGCGAGAUCUGUCUUCAGGACACUGCAUUUAUUGGGCCAGGACUUCUGUUUUUGGACCAGUACUUCAACAGUUUCAUUGAUGAAUAUAUUGUUCUAUGGAUAGCACUGUUCAUAUCCUUGUUUGAUAUGCUGAGAUAUGCCACUGGUGUAUGCCUACAGAUUGCUGCUCAUCUUCAUAUACAUGUCUUCAGAAUUUCAUCUCAUCAAGCUCCUGAACAGGUUCAAAACCAUAAUGACUGAUUAAAUAGGUCAAGGACAAGAGGAGAAGCAGUUAGGGGAAUUCUGAAUGAAGCAGCCUCUCAUUUUUGGGAAGACAGAUUAAGCUUUUCAAGAAAAUAGUUCUAUGAGGAAGCUCACUCUAUCCCAGAUAGUACCAGAUGUUAGAAUUACUAAAUAUAAAGUCCUACAGAUUCUAUUGUGAUCAAUACAUUUGAAUCGGGAUGUGUUUCCCCCUGUGUUCUAGACACUGCAGCUGUUAUUUCAUACCAUGAACAUCACAUUUGAAACUUUUGCCAUUUCCUGUUAGGUAACCUUAAUUCUGCACUUCUGGUCUGGUGAAUGUAGACUGCAAACCAAGGUGCUACAAACCAGAAUUCAAAGUGCAAUUUCACUUUCCCUAGACCAAGUGACUAAGAUAGUGUUAGUUUCUAAAGUCUUCUUGGAACUGCUGUGAAGUGGUAGUCAGAGGUAUCAAUGAAUACAGUACUGCACUAAGACUGGUAGAAUGAGGCAUCCAUGAGGUAAAACUACUCGUUAAUCCCUGUGCUGGUAUUUCUAAAUAACAAGCUACUGGAUGAAGGAGGUAUAGCUCAGGAAAAUCUUCUUCUAUUUCAAAAUACUGUUCUUGAGUGCCUUUAGGAUUCAUGCAUUCUCUAGUAUCUAAGUAUAUAACCUACUGUUACUAAAUACAAUUGUAGCUUGUAUUUUCUUUCAAGGCCAGUUUCUGGUUUUGUGGUCAUAAUAAGGUUUGCCUCAUUGUACUCAUUAUUAUCUAGACUAUAGGUAGUUGCGUACUUCAAGGACACUGACUUUACCUACCCCAACUUGUAUCUGUGAAACUGCACAAGUGAAUGACAAAGCUCUUUGAUAAAAUGACUGUGACUGUUUGUGACAAUGCAACCCACCCAUAUGUAAUUCCCCCUGAAGUAUGUUUGCUGUCGCUGUGUUCGUCUACCUUAUUAUCUAUCUAUCUAGUCUGUCUUGGAACUGGCACUGUACUUUAUCCAAACAAAACUGUACGGAACUAAACUCUAAUGUACAGUAAAAUUCUCCCAAACAGAAAGUCAGGCCCACUAUCAGCCUUUCUCUUUCUUUUAGAACAGGCCCACUGACUAACAUAACACACCUAGCUAAAGGGCUGCUGUUGUCAUUAAAGAAAAGUUGAAUAGAAGUGGCUUAUUAUCUGUACAAGCAAAUCAUGUCUUGUACACAAACCCUCUAAGCUUAACCUCCUUUAAAGAGGUUCUAUUUGAAUACGAUUUUUGUAAAAAGCUGUUGAAUGUUUCUGUCUGUAACUUUCAGUUACUGAUAUAUAGCUGAGCUGUGAGUUUAUGAAGUCCUUCGUGAACUGUACAAUAAAGAAUGCUACGGUUUGUUUUAAAAAUAUUACCACUGCAGCUUCCUCGCUGCCCAUUAAUUCAAAAUGACUUCCUGGAGUGUUCAAGGAACUUUAAAAGUGGAGUAUUGUCUGCUAAAAUUGGGGGGAAUAAAAAUCCCAUCUACGACACUCCUGCCUAAGAAGGAUAUACUGAUAUGCUUGAGGGAUAACUGUAACAGUUACUGCCAAGGACUAUCACUCUGAAUAAUACCAAUUCCAAAUGAAUCCUACUGCUCCUGUUUGAGGCUGGGAAAGACACAGCAUCUAUACCUGACCUUAGCCUGAACCCAGGCCACAGGCAAAUAAGAGAGAAGAUGGUAAAGACCAUUUCAGUUUGUUUGAAUACUGUAAACAAGUUACCUGACCCAUGAAGAGACAUAGGCAACUUUAAAUUUUAGAGUGAGAAGGUUUGAUUCCCCAGAAUGCUCAAAAGCGUGUCAUAUAGUAGUAGGUAUGAGUAGUUUAAAAGGUAUGAUUGAGGUAUGUGGAUGAUAAGAAACUAAUGCAGAAAUCAGUCAGAAAACCAGAAAUGUGAGGCAAUACUAACAAAUAAAACCAGAAACGCGAGGCAAUACUAACAAGUAACCUAGUAUUAAAGAUAGGAAGCAAAAACUGUUAACUGCAUUUCAUAGCGUCAUCUAAUCAUCCUUUGAGGGCAGAGAUUCAGCAGCACUGUUACAAAUUAGCAUAGUUACCUGUUAGCCACCAGAGGCCCGUAUGGCCUCAUACAUCACUCUAGCAAUGUAACUUCUGUGUCUGCCCCUUCCCUGAGUCCUAGGAGACACAGAACAAAACGAGCUCCAUACCAGUUGCUUGUUCAAUUUUACUUGCAACCUCAUAGCUGAAGCAUCUGUAAGUUAGCUAUCAGUAAUCUGGCUCCCAGAACUGGAGAACCAUCAUCAAAUUACUUGAUUCUCAAAUAAAAAUGCUGGUAAGCUGAGGAGAAGAAUCUGUAUGGAAUGGUUUUGAAAUACAUUGUUAAGAAAACAUCACAUUUGUGUGUGUGGGUGCAUGGAUGGUUUUUGUGUUAUCUACUGUUGCAUUAAAUCUAAGUGUUAAAUAUGUUAGGAACUACCCAAGUUGUACAAGUGGAUAUUCAGGUGUAAUGGUCUUCUGUAAAAACAAACUGCAUGCAAGCUAAGACAAUUGUUUAAGUUAUGCUGAUUGACUGUAAUGAGAUAAAUGCUUUAUCCUUAAAACUUAGGCCUCCCUAAAUUGCUAGUCAUUUGGAAUUGCAAAAAGUAAUAUUCCAUCUCAGAGGCUUAUACUAACUUGUAUGAAAUAAAUGAACUAAAUUACUUCUAGCAGUGGUUCUACAAGAACUAUAUACCCCAAAAUGCAUAAUGUUUAAUUAUGCUUACUUGAGCAGAUGUCAUGUAAAGCUGUGAUACUCAGCUCACCAUUCAACUAAAGAAACCUGCUUUUUGGAGAAAUUAUGCCAGCUCAUAAAUUUCUUACUAGUACGAAGAUAUUACAAUGCCUAGCCUAACAAGAGAGUUAACAAAAUUUACUUUAUUUACCGUAAUACACAUCAUUAAACAAUC
Messenger RNA from Chroicocephalus ridibundus (black-headed gull), 4129 nucleotides. It is a transcript of the gene CHPT1, whose product is annotated as choline phosphotransferase 1. Gene Ontology annotation, biological process: phospholipid biosynthetic process. Gene Ontology annotation, cellular component: endoplasmic reticulum membrane; Golgi apparatus. The transcript is spliced from 8 exons. The record is from RefSeq and is a predicted model, not a curated record. Gene Ontology annotation, molecular function: diacylglycerol cholinephosphotransferase activity. NCBI's taxonomy places the organism in Eukaryota, Metazoa, Chordata, Aves, Charadriiformes, Laridae. The coding region runs from base 62 to 1228 and encodes 388 amino acids.